AUUUAUCAUUUACUUGACAAUAUUGAGUACAUGUCGCUUGGAUCCGUGUCAUCGGAGACAAUUCCCAGACGGGACAGCCGCUAAAGACCGUUUUAAAGAAUUUGGUUCUUGUGAUCGGGUGCGCAAAGCCCCCGUAGAGAGUAAUUGUUUUCAAUUGGGCUUCACACAUCUUGAACAACUUAGUACUCAACUCCUUCGCCGAGAUAUCAUACUGGAAAGCUCAACACAACUUUAGUUAUGUCCUCUCCAACCUCCGAUUUCUUCACUAAUGCGACACCAAGCGUUCCAACGGUGCCUUUUCAAGUAAAUCCCAUUUUGGGACUGAUUGUAGAAGUCGUGAUUUUACUUCUGAUUUGUGGACAUUUCUUUAUAAUUACAACUCUCGGUUUAUACAAGCCGUGGAAUAUUGCCGACCUGUUGUUGUUUUCGUUGUCCGUGGCGGAUGCCCUGAAUGCUGCGGUACCCCUGCAAAUGUUGAAUGUACUGAAUAACUUUAUUGGUCCAGAGACAUGGAAAGAAGCCUCAUGUGCUGUUUUCGUUAUACUGACAUAUACAUUCCGUAUUGCCUCAGUGUGCACAAUAACACUGAUAUCUGGCGACAGAGCUAUUCUAUUGACAAGACCGCUUCAACAUCAUGUCAUCGUUACGAUAGAGAGGGCGAGAGUAGCUGUCAUUGCAAUCUGGCUAUUCUCUAUUUUCAUGUCGAUUUUGCCGUUUAUUGGGGUUGGGAAAACGGGGUAUCGGAAAGGCUUCUGCUUUUACCAGCUGUACGAUUUCGGAGUGGCAUACGGUUACAUCAUUGAAAGCAUUGGUAUCGUGCAGUUAAUUCUCGUCUUGAUCUGUUUUAUUGCAAUCAAGUUAUCAAGCGGCAGGUUUGUAAAGCGCCAGUCGACGAUGGCAGCUUCCAGGCAAACUGGCGGGAAAAACAAGCAAGCGCGGGAAACGGCUGGCACACGGCAAGUAAAGCAAAUGUCCACUAUGAUGGCCAUGGUAGUGUUGCUGUAUUACAUUAGUUGGUUACCUUAUUUGUUAAUAAACCUCUACAGUAUGGUAACAGGGAAAUUCAACCACUCCCAAGUUAUCUUAGUUGGCAUGCUAUCUCUUGUAAACGCGCUCAUCAACCCCAUCUUGUACGGGAAAAUGAGUCUGCGAUACCGUCAGGGUUACAUUUUCACCUUCAGGAAAAUAUUAUCUUUGUGUGGUGCGUCAAAACCUGACGGCUCAUUCUUUGACGGUACACGUCGCGCUGCUUCGAAAAUUGCAAGAAACUCGACAGCAGGUACUUCCUGCAAUGCCAGACAAAGCAUUGAUGCUGCAUACCAAGAUGGCGGAUUUAAGAGCGCUAAUGAAGAAUCUUCAACGAGAAGAGCCGGCGUACGAUUUGAAGUCAACAACAAAGUGGAUAAUGAAGCAGAGGAAAGAGCAUCAAAUGCGUUUCUCUUGGUUGAAGACGGCAAUGCUAACUUGAGAAGUCCAGAUACCAGUUCAUUGCAAACUUCUUUACGGAGCGAAGAUGAAGACAUAAAGAAGAUUAAUGGAGAAUAUUCACCGCUGGAUGAAAGUUAUGACAGCGUGCUGUAGAUAAAUGACUUUAGAAGUCUGAUGUCAAUUAGUUUCACUUCUUCUGUCCAAAAAGGAACGCAGCUAACAAACACAAGACCGAUGAUUGUUGGCGGAGAUCUGGAGAGAGUGAUUGAUUUGUUGUUGGUAAAGAUUUUGAACCCCAUGAACCUUCACAAGACCUCUAAUGGAUAAGCUAGAAAAGAUACUGAAAAUCUAAUUGUGUUUAGAAUCGUUAAGCCUUUUUACGCAGUGAAUUCUAGCUAAAAAAAGGCCCUUGUUUGAUGUUGUCGAGCAUUUCCCUCAUUUGAGGAUGUUUUGUCUCCAAUGGUGAAGAAAAAAUUGAAAGGAAACGGUGAUAUUGAAUUCAAAUGGUAAAAAUAGGCUAAAAAAACCUGCUGAUUUUGUGCAAAGUUGACAGUUUUUAGUGCAUGGCGAUUUCAUGUUGAAUAUUGUAAAUAGAAUGGCUGAGUGGAUGUAUGUGUAUUUACAAAAUUGACAAACCAGUUCUCAGCGUAUUUCUUUUGCUUGGCCUUACUGUACUUCAAUUUUGACAUAUUCAAGUCAAAUACUUGAAUAUAUUAGAAAAUAUAA
This is a messenger RNA of Pocillopora verrucosa, 2154 nucleotides long. RefSeq names its product thyrotropin-releasing hormone receptor-like. Gene Ontology annotation, biological process: G protein-coupled receptor signaling pathway. The record is from RefSeq and is a predicted model, not a curated record. NCBI's taxonomy places the organism in Eukaryota, Metazoa, Cnidaria, Anthozoa, Scleractinia, Pocilloporidae. Gene Ontology annotation, molecular function: G protein-coupled receptor activity. Gene Ontology annotation, cellular component: membrane.